Molecule: messenger RNA, 2862 nt
Organism: Anolis carolinensis (green anole)
Lineage: Eukaryota; Metazoa; Chordata; Lepidosauria; Squamata; Anolidae
Gene: srsf1
Product: serine and arginine rich splicing factor 1
Exons: 4
Coding region: 247-993 (248 amino acids)
Cellular component (GO): nucleus; cytoplasm
Molecular function (GO): mRNA binding
Source: RefSeq, a predicted model, not a curated record
CGGCGCGAGGAGAUCCUUGCGCGAGGCAGGUAGCGCCGCCAUUUUGUGUCGCUUCUGAGGGAAGGCGGCUUUUUCCGAGGCGCGUUCCUCCCGGACCAGGCCCGACGGCGAAGCCCUCUCUCCUUCCUUCUCUCCCUCCCUCUCUCUGUCCCCUUCUCGCCCUGCUCCGGGGCUCCUUCUCGCCCUCCUUUUUUUUUUCUCCACGAGGCUCGGCCCCCACCAACCGCAACCAUUGCCGACCUCGCCAUGUCUGGCGGCGGCGUGAUCCGCGGCCCGGCCGGGAACAACGACUGCCGCAUCUACGUGGGCAACCUGCCGCCGGACAUCCGCACCAAGGACAUCGAGGACGUCUUUUACAAGUACGGUGCCAUCCGGGACAUCGACCUCAAGAACCGCCGAGGCGGGCCGCCCUUCGCCUUCGUCGAGUUCGAGGACCCCAGGGAUGCAGAGGACGCUGUGUAUGGACGGGAUGGAUAUGAUUAUGAUGGAUACCGCCUCCGAGUGGAGUUCCCGCGCAGUGGCCGGGGCACAGGAAGAGGAGGAGGUGGAGGAGGAGGUGGUGGAGCUCCAAGGGGCAGAUAUGGGCCCCCAUCUAGACGCUCAGAAUAUAGAGUAAUAGUAUCUGGACUGCCUCCCAGUGGAAGCUGGCAGGAUUUAAAGGAUCACAUGCGCGAAGCAGGUGAUGUAUGUUAUGCUGAUGUUUUCCGAGAUGGAACUGGUGUCGUGGAGUUUGUACGGAAAGAAGAUAUGACCUACGCAGUGCGAAAACUGGAUAACACUAAGUUUAGAUCUCAUGAGGGAGAAACUGCCUACAUCCGUGUUAAAGUUGAUGGCCCGAGAAGUCCAAGUUAUGGAAGAUCUCGUUCUCGCAGCCGUAGUCGUAGCAGAAGCCGUAGCCGAAGCAACAGCAGAAGUCGCAGUUAUUCCCCGAGACGAAGCAGAGGAUCUCCACGCUACUCUCCCCGUCACAGCAGAUCACGUUCUCGUACAUAAAUUUAUCUUUAAUGGUGCUCCUUUUUGUAGAACCUCACCAUGUUGUAUGCAGUUUUCUUUUACUCAGUGCAGUCUAUUCUUUUUUUUAAAAAAAAAACAACAAAUAAUUCAAGCUGUUUUAUUCAAAAUUGGCUAAAGUGUUUGAAUUGCAUACUUGUAUGAUAUACCUAGUGAAAUAUUUACUCUUUAACAUCAACAUUCCCUCACGUCUUUUCAUAAAUUGUAUUUUAACAUGUCCUAGGCAGGGCUGUCACUAGUUAGUUUGCUGCCACCACUCACUUCCAACUGUGAUAUUGCUGUAUAAAAAUGUCCUUGUCCAGCCAUGGUUUCUGCAAUCGGGGGAUGUUGGGGGAAUGUUUGGGAUUUAAUUGUCUCUUCUGGGGGAAGCUUAUAUUUUAUCUUGCCUUUUCAUGUGUCUUUCUGUAGACAUAUCUGAAGAGAUGGAUUAAGGAUGCUUUGGAUUAAAGGAUUGUGGAUCACAUGUCAAAUCAUUUUAGGAUUGUCAAAAGGAGGAUUGAGGAGGAUCAGAUCAAUAAUGGAGGCAAUGGUAUGACUCCAAGUGCUAUUGUCACAGAUUAAAUUGGCAGUAUUGACCUUAUACUGUAAGAGACUAGCUGGAUACACACAUCUGUCCUAGGCCUGUUUUUAUUUAGUUAUAGUCUUUUUAAAAUCACCAUGAUAGCAAUUGUGGCUAAAUGUACCCAUGUGACGUUCAGUCCUGGGCGGUGGGGGGAAUAUGGCGUGACUGCAGUGUAUCAAUUUACCUGUAAAGACACUUGUAAAACGCAGGUGGUUCCUUGCCUGUGCGUAUAAUCUCAAUACUGCUAAAAUCUGCAUGUCCUCUGUGUGACUUGAUAUAGCAUUGCUGUUUCACCUUAAAAGUAACCGAAUGAGACCAAUGUUAAGAGGGGGGUGGGGGUGCCUUGGGGGAGUCUUUCUUAAGUCCACCCUCUUCCCCUUCAAGAUAAAUCGGAAUUGACUUGCUGAUAACUUCAGUUAGCUUUGUUACCUUCCUUACUAAGUACAAUGAGCUUUUAGUUUAGACAUGUCAUAGGCAGAUAGCUUUAGAAGUAAGUUUUGACAACUUUGUAAAAUGUUUUUGCCACCUCAAAAUUUGCAACGUACCAUAUAUUGGCAUUACAAACGCCCCCCUGCUGUAAAUACUAGAAUGUUUCCUUCAAAUGAUUUAACAUUGCUAAAAUCUGAGCUUUGCAAUUCAAAAGCUUGUCUUGGGGAACUGAUAGUUAUCGCUGCACGUCGUUAUUAAAUAUCCCGUGGCAGACAUAACUCAUCAUUCCCCAGAAUCCUAUUUUCCAUUACGGUAUCUAACUUUCUGCCUCCUCUUUUUUGGUUUUGCUGGUUAUAAAGGUUUGGAUUGGAGAGGGCUCACUGGAUCCCAAUCCUUGGAGCUGGAUCAUUGGAUUCAAAUCAUAAUGUGGAUAGGAUAGGGAGGAUCAAUGGCAAGGAUUCAUGGAGCGGGAUCAGAUUACCAGGACAUAGGAGUGGAUUCCUGCCCCAACCAAACCGCACUCGUGUGGAUUUUUAUUCAACUCAAUUGGCUAUUCCAAAGCUUUUUCCUAUUUUUGACGAUUGGAAGCCCUUAAAGAUGCACGAUGGAGUUUUCAUUUUUUGGUAAAAGGAGCAAAGCAAGGACCUGGAGAGGUACGCUGGAGCAUUCUCCUUGGAAGGAUUCAGCACGAGUAGAUGGUAAAUGUUAAAGGGAAAAAGGGGGGUUUGUUUAAAAACGUUAUACCAAUAAGUCGUUUGUCUAAAUUUAAAGACAAUAAGAAAUUGGAGUCAUAAGUAGGUUUCCAAUUGGCUAUUGCCUUUUUUUUCUUUUGACAAAUAAAAUUUUAUUAAAAAAAGGUG